AUGAGCGAGUCACAUAUUCCGUCGUCAAAACACACCAGUAGUCAAGAGUUUGAUCUUGACGUUGCAUUGCGCGCACAAAACCACGACCAACCCGAGUUUUCCACCGUUCAUGGUUUUGUAAUUGACCCUGUAGCUGGCAGCCCAUGGCCUCAUCUUGCUCCAGAGACACGAUCAGUAUCUUUACCAGCGCACGGGCAGCUUCCCUCAAAGGCAGUCGCUCUGGAGCUGGUCCAGGAAACUUUCAACAACUACAAUAGAUUCCUUCCGCUUUUUGACGAAGAGGACUUCUUGAGAGAGUUCCACCUCAAAUACUCGACUUCCAACCCCGAAGAUGCCAGUUGGUGGGCGUGUCUCAAUGUCGUGCUGUCAAUAGCUCAUCGUCUCCGCGGCCUGCGCACAUCGAACCCAGCGCAUGAGAAUAAUCUAGCGGGUGUUUACAUGAAAAACGCCCUGAGCGUCGUCUCCGAGUUGAACGUCGCUAGCAUCUCUGCCGUCCAAGCUCUGGUUGGUAUGGCUUGCAUUCUUCAGGGGACCCCGAAUCCGGAGCCGGCCUCGAUGCUCGUCGCCGCCGCCCUACGCCUGGCACAGGCUCUGAAUCUGCACAGAGAGGCGUCCGACCCAAGUCUCACUGAGAAACAAGCGGAGAUACGGAGACGGGUGUUUUGGAAGGUAUACGUCCUUGACAAGGAUAUCAGUCUACGGACCUGUCGACCCUUCGGCCAAGAUGAUGAUGACAUGGAUGUCCGACUGCCAUCAAACACAAACUUCGACUCAUGUAACGUGGAACUCUUCAACCAUCGCGUAGGACUUGCGGUUAUUCAGGGUCAGGUGUACAAGCAAUUGUACUCGAUCCGGGCUGGACGACAAACGGAGGCACAAAGGGCAAUUGCGGCACAAGAGUUAAGUUCUGUGUUGUCCUAUUGGAAGUCCAGUGCGCAGCUGGAACCCCCCGAAGACUUUCUGAUUUCUUCAGGAUCCCAAGUCGCAGGGGACAUGAUCCACAAGGUGGUUCUACGACUCACAUAUAUUCAUUGUCUGACAAUGAUUGAUCGCCAUUUAUCCCUGACGGCGCGAUCUCCCUUGGACCAAGAAGUCGGCCGGUCUGGAAUAUCUUUACCCCCAGGCAGUUUGUGCCUCGCUGAGUCACGCAAAGCGAUCCGUCUCAUUGAAGCCAUCCCUCACGAAGACUGCUCCUGCAUCUGGUAA
This is a messenger RNA of Colletotrichum siamense, 1206 nucleotides long. It is a transcript of the gene fsdR-2, whose product is annotated as Fusaridione A cluster transcription factor fsdR. The record is from RefSeq and is a predicted model, not a curated record. The transcript has a single exon. Gene Ontology annotation, biological process: DNA-templated transcription. Lineage: Eukaryota; Fungi; Ascomycota; Sordariomycetes; Glomerellales; Glomerellaceae. Bases 1 to 1206 code for a protein of 401 amino acids. Gene Ontology annotation, molecular function: zinc ion binding; DNA binding.